Molecule: messenger RNA, 315 nt
Organism: Solanum lycopersicum (tomato)
Lineage: Eukaryota; Viridiplantae; Streptophyta; Magnoliopsida; Solanales; Solanaceae
Source: RefSeq, a predicted model, not a curated record
AUGGAUUGGAAUAUAGCUGCAGAACAGAGAUUAAAUGGGUUGAAUGAGCUUGAUAUGUUUCUCUUGAAAGCGUAUGAAAGUUCAGCCCUCUACAAAGAAAAAUUGAAGAUGUACCAUGAACAAAGGAUUGAGAAGCGCAACUUUGUGGUUGGGGAUUCGGUGCUUUUGUUCAACUCUAGGUUGCGCAUGUUUUCGGUCAAACUCAAGUCCAAAUGGACUAGUCCAUUCUUGAUCACUAAAGUGUUCCCUCAUGGUGCGGUUGAGUUGGAGAACAAGGAGGAUGCACGGUUCACAGUAAAUGGGCAACAGAUUUAA